AGUUUCUUUUCAAGUCCAAAGUCACUUGCAUUCAAUCUUAAGAUGGGUCAUAGGGUGAAGAAGAUAAGAGGGAGAUUAGAUAAAAUUGCAGCUGAUAAGUCAAAAUUUAAUCUCAUCGAGGGUGUUGCAAACACGCCUGUUGUGCUAAGCAAGAGGGAGAUGACCCACUCCUUUGUCCGAGCUUCCGAUGUUAUCGGGAGAGACGAUGAUAAAGAAAAUAUUGUUGGGCUUUUGAUGCAACCUAGCGUUACUGAGAAUGUUUCUGUAAUUCCCAUAGUUGGGAUUGGGGGGCUAGGCAAGACAACUCUGGCUAAACUUGUGUAUAAUGAUGAGAGAGUAGUGGGGCAAUUCUCCACUAAAAUGUGGGUUUGUGUGUCAGAUGAGUUUGAUAUUGAAAAGCUGGUAAAGAAAAUCCUUAAGGAGAUCAGGAAAGGUGAUGAAAGUUACAGUGACUCCUCCAUGGAGCAGUUGCAGAGUCAUCUUAGAAAUGCAUUAGAUGGUGAAAAAUUCUUGCUGGUUUUGGAUGAUGUGUGGAAUACGGAUCGUGAGAAGUGGCUUAAGCUGAAAGACUUGCUCGUGGACGGCGCCAAUGGAAGCAAAAUUCUUGUAACUACACGCAAGAAGUCAACUGCUUCAAUCAUGGGCACUUUUCCCAUGCAAGAAAUAAAGGGUCUUUGUCAUGACGAUUGUUUGUCUUUAUUUGUGAAAUGCGCAUUUAGGGACGGAGAAGAUGAGUAUCCAAACCUUUUAAAAAUUGGGGAUCAGAUUGUUGAGAAAUGUGCAGGGGUUCCCCUUGCUGUGAGAAGUUUAGGGAGUUUACUGUAUUCGAAAAGGGAUGAAUGGGAUUGGGUAUCCAUUAGAGAUAGCGAAAUAUGGGAAUUAGAACAAAAUGAAGAUGGUAUUAUGGCUGCAUUAAGACUGAGCUAUUAUGAUUUGCCUUAUCACUUGAAGCAAUGCUUUGCUCUUUGUUCCUUAUUUCCCAAAGAUUUUGAAUUUGGUAAUGUUGUUUUGAUCUCAAUUUGGAUGGCAGAAGGCCUCAUUCAUUCAUCGGGACAAAAUGCCAAAAUGGAGGAUAUUGGUGAGAGAUAUAUUAAUGAGCUAUUAUCGAGAUCUUUCUUUCAAGAUGUUGAGCAGCAGACGCCAGGAGUAGGAUAUACAUUCAAAAUGCAUGAUCUUGUACAUGAUCUUGCGAUGUUUUUUGCACAACCUGAGUGUUUAACACUAAAUUUUCACAGUAAAGAUAUUCCUAAAAGGGUUCAACACGCCGCAUUUUCUGAUACCGAGUGGCCCAAAGAAGAGUCUGAAGCUUUAAGAUUCCUGGAGAAGCUGAAUAAUGUUCAUACCAUUUAUUUUCAAAUGGAAAAUGUGGCCCCUAGAAGCGAAUCAUUUGUUAAGGCAUGCAUCUUGAGAUUCAAAUGUAUACGGAUAUUGGAUUUAGAAGACUCUAACUUUGAAGCAUUGCCUAAUUCUAUUGGUAGUAUGAAGCAUCUAAGAUACUUGGACCUAUGUGGGAAUAAGAGAAUCAAGAAACUCCCUAAUUCCAUUUGCAAUCUAUACCAUUUGCAAACUUUGUUACUCUUAGAAUGUUCAGAACUUGAAGAAUUACCAAGAGGCAUAGGGAGUAUGAUCACUUUGAGGACGGUAUCUAUAACAAUGAAACAAAGGGAUUUAUUUGGAAAGGAAAAAGGGUUGAGAAGCUUGAAUUCUCUUCAACAUUUACAAAUUGUUGAUUGUCUCAAUUUGGAAUUUUUGUCUAAAGGAAUGGAAAGCCUUAUUGAACUUCGAAAAUUAGUUAUUGGCAAUUGUCCAAGGUUGGUUUCUUUGUCACAUAGUAUAAAACUCUUGACUGCAUUAGAGGUUCUUGUAAUUGCAAGUUGUGAAAAACUUGAAUCCAUGGAUGGGGAAGCAGAAGGGCAAGAAGACAUUCAAAGCUUCGGGAGUCUACAAAUUUUGUUCUUUGAUGAUUUACCACAAUUGGAGGCUUUACCGAGGUGGCUUCUUCAUGGGCCAACUUCUAACACUUUACAUCAAUUACAUAUUUCAAAUUGCCCAAGCUUGAGAGCAUUGCCAGAAAGUGGGUUGCAAAAGCUCGUAUACCUUCAAAAACUUGAGAUUGAAGAUUGUCCUGAAUUGAUUGGAAGAUGCAAACCUGAAACGGGGGAAGAUUGGCAAAAAAUCGCUCAUAUACCUAAAAUAUAUCUUGAUGGAGAAAAGAUUGCAUCGUUAACCAAUAAUUAGGCGGACUGAGUGAGAAAUGGAGACUUGACCUGGAAAUGGAGGACUGAUCAAAUAUGGUUCCUCUGCUAUGAUUGGAUGAUGCGGUUGGAAGUUGGAAGUUGGAAGAGAGUUGAUGGAGCUGGAAAUGGAGGACUGAUCAAAGCUAGUGUUUGGGUCCUUGCUUGCUUACCCGUCUUUUUCUUGAUUUGUUGCCUCAGUGCUGAAUUCUGGAGUGGUGUGCUUGUUUAUUAUUUGUCUUAUUUUCACAUAGACUCGUGUGUAAGGUUGUUUUGGUUGUUUGGAGUUUGGAGCGUGAACUUUGAUUUACUUUACAAUAAAAGGUUGAUGGAUUCAUUUAUCAAUCAAAUAUAUGGAUGAUGAUAUACGAUUCUAAUUUAGUUUA
Messenger RNA from Vitis riparia (riverbank grape), 2620 nucleotides. Its product is annotated as putative disease resistance protein RGA3. Bases 43 to 2238 code for a protein of 731 amino acids. The transcript has 2 exons. The record is from RefSeq and is a predicted model, not a curated record. Gene Ontology annotation, molecular function: ADP binding. NCBI's taxonomy places the organism in Eukaryota, Viridiplantae, Streptophyta, Magnoliopsida, Vitales, Vitaceae. Gene Ontology annotation, biological process: defense response to other organism.